UCUUAAAAGUUCCAACAAGGUGUCUUAGCAUGGACCCCACGGGUAAUUGGGCCCAGGAUGUGUUACGGUGUGAUCUGUGUGAGACCCCGGUCCCUCCUACAGAGUGUAUGUACUGUGACAUUUGUAACAACUAUCUGUGUAGUCUAUGUGUGGGGAAACAUCUCUCGGACGAAUCCACAGAACACAAAGUGGUGCCAUUCAAAAAGCGGGGAUCUACUACCAAAUGUCAAAAGCAUUCCUCAAAAGUAUGUGAACUUUACUGUGAACAAUGUGGCAUACCUAUUUGUAAUCAGUGUGUUUCCUCAAAAGAACACAAAGGUCAUGAUAUUGUUGACGUGGUGGAAACACUAGAUAGUCAAAGAAAAAUUAUGCUGAGCGAUUGGCAGGAACUAGAGAAAUCUAUUUAUCCAAAAUAUCAGGAGAUUGCAUACAACAUCCCAGUUCAGAAAGAUGAUCUGAAGAAAAACUCCAACAAAAUGACUGCAGCUAUUGACAAACACGCAGAAGACUUACACAGAGAAAUAGACAUCAUGAUCAAGAAACUGAAAUUAGAUCUUGCUGAAAUGGACUCCAAUCACCUAGCUGUUCUAAAUGAGCAUGAAAAUAAAAUCUUACGCACCAUUUCUGAAAUAAAGCAAAGAAUUGCUGAUCUGAAGAAAUUACUAAACUCCAAUGAUGUCAGCCCGGUCUCUGCCUACAAAUCCAGGAACGCCGAAUUCAGACCUCCGGGGAUCAACAAAGACCAGAUUUAUCGACUGCUUGGUUCUCUGUCAGCAUUAUCAAUUAAAAAAGAAGAACAGGGCUAUACAAUGGUUUCUAAAGGUGUUAAGUCCCCUUUCCCGAACAAACAACUCCUUGAUGUACCACAGAUCAUCACAAAAAUAAACACAUCAUAUGGAAAACCUAUGAGAUUACGUGGAGUGACCAGUCUGUGUGGUAAAGAUAUUUGGACGUGUGGUAGUAAAAAUAUAAUAAGUAUGUACAACCUGCAGGGGGAAUUAGUGAAUUCAGUUCAAACCAAGUCCGGGUGUAUGCCAGGGGACAUAGCAGUGACAGGAAGUGGGGAUUUAGUAUAUACUGAUGAAGAAUAUAGAACUGUAAACAUAAUAAAGAAUACAGAGAUACAGACAGUGAUCAAACUACAGGGUUGGAGACCUCUAAAUGUUUGUAGUACCUGCACUGGUGACCUCCUUGUUGUCAUGGACAGUGACGUAGAGAGAAAAACCAAAGUUGUGCGUUACUCUGGCUCCCUGAAAAAACAAACUUUUCAGUUCAAUGAUAAAGGAGAACCUCUCUAUUCAUUUUGUUAUAUCAACAUUAAAUAUAUCAGAGAGAACAGAAACCUAGAUAUAUGUGUAGCUGACAGGGAUGCCUUUGCAGUAGUGGUUGUCAACCAAGCUGGAAAACUCCGGUUUACCUACUCUGGUGCUCCCUCUACACCCAAGAAUUCAUUUAGUCCAUACGGCAUUACAACAGACAGCCAGGGUCGUAUCCUGACUGCAGAGGGUAACAGACACAUUAUCCAUAUUUUGGACCAGGACGGACAGUUUCUCCGCUACAUUGACAACUGUCAUUUUGAGGAUCCGUGGGGUAUAUGUGUGGACAUUAAAGACAAUCUCUUUGUGGCUGAGUGGAAAACAGGUAAAGUGAAGAAAAUCCAGUAUUCAAUAUAA
This is a messenger RNA of Magallana angulata, 1673 nucleotides long. RefSeq lists its product as uncharacterized. Lineage: Eukaryota; Metazoa; Mollusca; Bivalvia; Ostreida; Ostreidae. The record is from RefSeq and is a predicted model, not a curated record. Bases 30 to 1673 code for a protein of 547 amino acids. The transcript has a single exon. Gene Ontology annotation, molecular function: zinc ion binding.